CCUUGGAAUCCUACGCGUGUUGACCCGUUUACUUCGGAUUGCUGAAGUCUUCACACCACACAAUUUCCAUCCUCCCUUCUCUACUCUCUGCUCUUUGUUUGCCUUUGCUGAACACCAUGGCAGUUGUUGGAGAGGCUCUUCUUUCCGCUGCCUUUGGCUCGUUGUUUGACAAGUUGCGUUGCUCUGAUCUGAUUAAGCUCGCACGGCAGGAGCAUGUCCACACCGACCUCAAGAAAUGGGAGAAGCAGUUGCAGAGCAUCCGGCAAGAGAUCAACGACGCGGAGAAGAAGCAGAUCACACAGGAGGCUGUCAAAUCAUGGCUGUUUGAUAUGACGGUUUUGGGAUAUGACACGGAGGAUAUCUUGGACGAGUUUGCUUACGAAUUGACGAGGAGAAAGCUGAUGGGAGCGGAAGCUGAAGAAGCCAGCACAACCAAAGUACGCAAGUUCAUUCCUAGUUGCUGUACUAGUUUCAAUCCAACUCAUGUGGUGCGUAAUGUCGAGACGGGAUCCAAGAUUAGAGAUAUCACCAGCACAUUACAAGAUAUUUCGGCCAGAAAAGCUGGACUUGGCCUAGAGAAGGUGACAGCAGCAGCAGCUACUUCCGCUUGGCAAAGGUCGCCACCCACUACACCUAUAGCGUACGAACCUGGGGUUUAUGGCACGGAAGAGGAUAAAAAAGUGAUCCUCGAUUUGCUGGGCAAGGUUGAGCCCUAUGAAAACGAUGUCGGCUUCAUUUCCAUUAUUGGAAUGGGUGGGGUGGGAAAGAACGCUCGCGCAGUUUGCUUUGGUGAAAUAUGCUUUUGUUUGGAAGAUAACUUGGAAAGUAAUCGACAAUCCACAAUUUCUAAAGAGACUCGUCAUUCAUCGUUCAUUCUUGGAAAAUUCGAUGUGUUCAAGAAAUUUGAAGCCUUUCAAGAGUUUGAACAUUUACGGACAUUUGUGGCUCUACCAAUUCAUGGUACGUUUACAGAAUCUUUUGUAACUAGUUUGGUGUGAGAUCAUUUGGUGCCAAAAUCUCGACAGUUAAGAGUCCUCUCUUUGAGUGAAUGUAUGAUAUUUGAGCUACCAGAUUCUAUUGGUGGAUUAAAACAUCUGCGUUAUUUGAAUUUGUCUUUCACCCAAAUCAAAUUAUUGCCAGAUUCAGUGACCAACCUCUAUUAUUUACAAACAUUGAUACUAUCCAAUUGUGAGCAUCUUACCAAAUUUAAUUAGCCUUAGACAUCUCAAUGUUGUUAGUUGUUCAUUGCAAGAGAUGCCACAGCAAAUAGGCAAAUUAAAGAAAUUGCAAACAUUGUCUGAUUUUAUUGUGUCCAAAAGAGAAUUUUUGGGAAUAAAGGAGUUGAAGGAUUUGUCACAUCUGCGGGGGGAGAUAUGUAUUUCAAAAUUGGAAAAUGUUGUGGAUGUUCAAGAUGCUAGAGAUGCCAAUCUAAAAGCUAAGCUCAAUGUUGAAAGGUUGAGUAUGAUUUGGAGUAAAGAAUUGGAUGGUUCACAUGAUGAAGACGCUGAAAUGGAAGUCCUUCUCUCUCUACAACCUCAUACUAGUUUGAAGAAACUCAAUAUUGAAGGUUACGGUGGUCGGCAAUUCCCCAACUGGAUAUGUGAUCCCUCUUACAUUAAAUUGGUGGAGUUAAGUCUUAUUGGUUGUAUAAGAUGCAUAUCAGUACCUUCGGUUGGGCAACUACCCUUCCUCAAGAAGUUAGUCAUCAAAAGAAUGGAUGGAGUGAAAAGUGUGGGGCUGGAGUUUGAGGGCCAAGUUUCUCUUCAUGCUAAGCCUUUCCAAUGCUUAGAGUCUUUGUGGUUUGAGGACAUGAAGGAAUGGGAAGACUGGUGUUGGUCAACAAAGUCAUUUUCUCGCCUCCGUCUGUUGGAGAUAAAAAAUUGUCCAAGAUUGAUUAAGAAAUCACCCACACACCCAACUUCUCUAGUAAAGCUCAGUAUUGAGAAUUGUCCAGAAAUGAUGGUUCCACUUCCAACAUACUUGCCUUCUCUUGAAGAGCUCAAUAUCUAUUAUUGCCCAGAAAUGACGCCACAAUUUACAACCAUGAAUUUCUCAUUAUGCUACUGAGGGGAGCUUAAUAUCAGGGCUUUCCAGACUUCAGCCGGAGUUUAUGCCGUCCCUGCUGAGGCUUGAACUUCCAGAAAUUGACAAUUCUGGUCAGUUGCAAUGUUUGUGGAAGGAUGGUUUGGGAAUAGGAAACCUCUCUGGUCUUCGAAUAUUGGGUUGUAAACGACUUGUAUCCUUUGGAGAGGAGGAAGAGCAAGUUAUAAUACAUCUCUUGCAGAGUUGAUCAUCGAGCAAGUUAUAAUGCUUAGAGGUCUUGCUAUUUCUAAUUGUGAAAGUCUAAGUAGUCUACUUGAUAGGAUGAUGAUGAGAAACAGCAGCAACAACGUGUGUCACCUUGAAUACUUGGAGAUAGAGGAGUGUCCAUCUCUUAUUUGCUUUCCACAAGGGCGGUUACCCACCACCCUUAGGCGACUAUUCAUAUCCAUUGUGAAAAUCUAGUGUCUCUUCCAGAAGACAUCGAUGUGUGUUCCCUUGAAUAGUUAAUUAUAAAGAGUUGUCCAUCUCUCAUUGGUUUUCCAAAAGGAUAGUGGGCUGUAAAAAGCUAGUCUCUGAAAGUUUGUAUCAGGAAGAUGAAAAUCUAGUUUCUGUAUAUUAAGAGGAAGAAAUUACAUGUCAUGGAGAGGUUCUCUACUCUGCUAUUUAUAUUUUCUACUGUAACAAACUACGUUACCAAACUCCUACUUGCACAGUUCAAACUACAUUACCAGAUUCCCAACUACUUGCACAGUUCUUGAGUGAUCUUGGUUUUGUUGAGUUCUGUUGCUGGUGCAGUUGUGGUCUAUCAGUCUCUACCAGAAGGAAUAGUGCAUCACCAUUCCAACAACACAACCAAUUGCGGUCUUCAAAUCUUGGAUAUCUUUCAAGGUUCAUCUCUCGCAUCCUUUUCUACUGGCAAGUUUCCCUCUACCCGUAAAUCUAUUACGAUGGAUAAUUGUGCACAGUUGCAGCCAAUUUCAGAGGAGAUGUUUCACUGUAAUAAUAAUGCACUUGAAGAGUUGUUCAUCUCGAGAGUCCCUAAUCUUAAAAUCAUACCAGAUUGCUUCUACAACCUCAAAGAUGUUCGGAUUGAAAAAUGUGAGAAUCUGGACUUGCAGCCUCAUCUAUUGCGAAACCUCACUUCUCUUGCAUCACUUCAGAUCACUAAUUGUCAGAAUAUCAAAGUGCCCUUAUCAGAAUGGGGCCUUGCCAGGUUGACCUCUCUUAGAACUCUUACUAUUGGUGGCAUAUUUCAGGAAGCCACCUCCUUUUCUAAUCAUCACCACCACCACUUGUUUCUUCUUCCUACUACUCUAGUUGAGCUUUGCAUUUCAAGUUUCCAGAAUCUGGAAUCCUUGGCCUUCCUGUCUCUCCAAACGCUCACCUCUCUUAGAAAGCUAUAUGUCUUCCAAUGUCCUAAGCUCCAGUCGUUUAUACCAAGGGAUGGGCUGGCUGACAUGCUUUCAGAACUGUAUAUAAGAGACUGCCCACUCCUAAUUCAAAGGUUCUCCAAAGAGAAAGGGGAACAUUGGCUCAAGUUUGCCCACAUCCCCUGUGUGAAAAUUGAUGGCAAAUUGAUCCUUGAGCAAUAAGAAGUUGGGAUUGCAGCAAAAUGAACGCAGAGACCACCACUAUAUAUAAAUGCUUGGUAUUUUUCUUCAAUCUGCCACAAUUACUUGUUUCAUUUGUUUAAUUGAAUUGUCUCACAUGUCUUCCACAGUUGAAACUCAUCCAAUGGAAAACAUUCUCCUUCAACAAUGACUGGUUGCUAUCCAUGCCUGUCAUUAGAUUGCAUAUCUACACAACACACAUAGGCUAUUAAUUCCCUUUCUAUUAGAAUCAAGUACGCCCAUUCAUUAUAAGUAACUUUUAUGUUCUUAAGAAUUAGUUUCAAAAUGUUCAUUUUAAAGGAAUUCCAUUUCGUGCAUGUAGGGUGUGAAGGAGAAGAUAAUGCAAAUUGUGCAUCUCAAUUGCAUUGUCCUCAAUAAGCUUUCUUUUUCCAUAUAUCUCUGUAUAAAAUUCUGCCUUUUUUUUUCCUUACGUAUUCAUAGAUGUGCAUUUAUCAACAUAGGCCGUGUUCUUAAUGCUUUUAAACCUAUGACUUCACAUUUUUCCAUCACAGGAUUCUACCAUGUCUUUAUAAUUUUCCAUUUAUCAACAUGAUCUUUGUUCAACUUACAGGUUGUUCAAGUGAGUGAUAAAGAAUACAAAUGGUUAGAUAUCACUUUUUUCUUUGUUCUCUUGAUUGCACUGCAUCUUUAUUUGGAAUUGGAUAUUUCUCUUUGUAACUUGUUUUUCUUGGGGUUUUUAAUUACAUUCCUUCUUACAAUAAGUCAGGAUUAGCCUUUUCUCUAAUUGUUCUUCUUCUUGGUCUUUUCCUCAGUUAAUGUAAGCAUCAAAUUUCUACCUCUUUGUUAUAUCUGUAGAUAAUUUUCUGGUUUGAAUUAUACAGCACACUUAAAUAAUUCAAAGUUGCAGGAGUCUUGCUGGCUCACAAAUUACCAUCUCAUGUGAUUCUGAAGAAACGAAAUCUGCAUCUUGAGAUACAAUGAGCUAUGAUCAUUCUUACCUUUUUAAAGCUUCUUCAUUUGUAUAAUGUGUUCUGAUGGCAUUUACUUUUUCUCAUUACACAUGCAUGAGGAAGAUUUUAUGACUUCCAUUAUAAGUUUUCAAUAGCUAUAUUUGCAUUUCAUUUGAUUUCAAGUAGAUGCAGGGGCAAAAAUUCUUUUGUAUGUUUCUUGACGUUUGGCACUUAAAAACUCUACACUGGUGUUUGGUGUUGAAAAAGGGGUACUUCAUGCAGAAUAAUGAAAGUAUAAAUAGUUCUUUACUAUCAAAAAAGGCUUCAUGGUUGUUAAGAUCCAUCUAAUUCUUUGUCCUUUCAUUGACAUGUUCUUCAACUUGUGGAAGACUUGGAAGGGAGAGCUUGAAUCAAAUUAAGCCAACACCUUGCAAAAGAUGAAUUCUGGCUAAGAAACCUCACCACUCACAAGUUCUUUGUUAUCCAAGAAUUCUACAGCAGCCAUUAUGUUAUAAUAAUCAGAGCUCUGUCUUGCUCAAGUUCAACCAGGGCUUUCUGACUGGUCAGCAUGCUUCUGAUGAUCCUUCUGCUUAUCCAAAAGUUGCAGCUUGGAAAUGUGAAGGCAAAGGUUGUGAUUGCUGAGAGUGUGACAAGGACACUGACCAUGUGAUUGGCCUUAACCUUGCCAGCAGCUGUCUCUAUGGUUCUAUCAACUGCAGCAGCACCCUCUUCCAUCUUGUGCAUCUUCAAGGGCUUGAUCUCUCUUAUAAUGAUUUCAGUUACUCUAAGAUCCCAUCUGGAGUUGUCCAGCUUUUGAGUCUAAGAAGUCUAAACCACUAAUCUUCCAGAUUCUCCAGCCAAAUACCAUUGGAGCUCUUAGUGCUGUCCAAACUGGUUGUCCUUGAUCUCUCACAAAAUCCAUUGAAGCACCAGUAACCUGACCUGGCUUCACAUGCAGGGGUGAGAAGCAUUUCCUUCUUGUAAUACAAAAUGCUUUUAGUAAGCUGGUAGUAUCAUUCCUGGUGAAUGGGUGAUUUCCCCUGUCAAUUUGGUACACUUUCAGACUUGAUCUCUUGCAUAUCAUUGGAGAACCUUUAUCUUUUUUCUUUUUCCUCAAUAUUUUGUUUUUAGAAAGAUUUUAACAAAAAGUAUUGUGCAAUUUCAUUUGAAAAAAAUUUCAAAUCCUUUUCUAUGUGAAA
This is a messenger RNA of Vitis vinifera (wine grape), 5763 nucleotides long. Its product is annotated as putative disease resistance RPP13-like protein 1. The record is from RefSeq and is a predicted model, not a curated record. Lineage: Eukaryota; Viridiplantae; Streptophyta; Magnoliopsida; Vitales; Vitaceae. The transcript has 2 exons. Bases 117 to 998 code for a protein of 293 amino acids.